Panthera uncia (snow leopard) is the source of this 524-nucleotide messenger RNA. RefSeq names its product ubiquitin conjugating enzyme E2 V1 (gene UBE2V1). The transcript is spliced from 4 exons. Lineage: Eukaryota; Metazoa; Chordata; Mammalia; Carnivora; Felidae. The coding region runs from base 61 to 504 and encodes 147 amino acids. The record is from RefSeq and is a predicted model, not a curated record. Gene Ontology annotation, biological process: protein K63-linked ubiquitination; DNA damage tolerance. Gene Ontology annotation, cellular component: nucleus.
GCCCGGGGAAACGGGUGGGGGGUGAAGAAGGGGCCGGCCUUCGAGCGACAGCGACGCAAGAUGGCAGCCACCACGGGCUCGGGAGUAAAAGUCCCUCGCAAUUUUCGACUGUUGGAAGAACUGGAAGAAGGCCAGAAAGGAGUAGGAGAUGGCACAGUUAGCUGGGGUCUAGAAGAUGACGAAGACAUGACACUUACAAGAUGGACAGGGAUGAUAAUUGGGCCUCCAAGAACAAUUUAUGAAAACCGAAUAUACAGCCUUAAAAUAGAAUGUGGACCUAAAUACCCAGAAGCACCCCCCUUUGUAAGAUUUGUAACAAAAAUUAAUAUGAAUGGAGUUAAUAGUUCUAAUGGAGUGGUGGACCCAAGAGCCAUAUCAGUGCUAGCAAAGUGGCAGAAUUCAUAUAGCAUCAAAGUCGUCCUGCAAGAGCUCCGGCGCCUAAUGAUGUCUAAAGAAAACAUGAAACUCCCUCAGCCGCCCGAAGGACAGUGUUACAGCAAUUAAUCAAAAAGAAAAACCACAGG